AUGCCCUAGCAGGAAGUGAGUACAAGGAAGAAGCCAGCGAAGACACAAGGAGGAGGAGGACUAGGACGAGGAGGAGGAGUUGGGGUGUUUUUAUCAGCCCGACCCGGGAAAGCCGAAGUUUCCAUACUCCCUCUUCCCGGGAUUCCUUCUUCCCUCUUUUGGUCCCCCUUUCCCCGCGCUUCCCCAUUUCCCACCCGGCUCUCCAGCUCCGAGCUGGAACUGGUGCGCCCCUACCCCGCCUCCAUGGCUUCUGCCGAGGACCCUCUGCUUACAGAUCAUGCUACAAGGGAACCAGUAGAAGAUACAGAUCCUAGCACUUUAUCUUUUAAAAUGUCAGAAAAAUAUCCUGUUCAAGAUACGGGGCUCCCUAAAGAUGAGGAAUAUAAUUCAAUUACACUGAAAGUUCCACCAAGUUCUGACAUAAUGCAUCAGCGAGAAGAAAAUGGCUACCCCGACAGCACUGGAGAUCCACUUUCAGAUAUAAAGAACAACUCUUGCCAAGAAAAUUGCACAUGUUCCCUAUGCUCACUCCGGGCCCCCAACAUCAGUGACUUGCUCAACGAUGAGGACUUGCUAGACGUGAUCAGAAUAAAGUUGGAUCCGUGUCACCCAACUGUAAAGAACUGGAGGAAUUUUGCAAGCAAAUGGGGAAUGCACUAUGAUGAAUUAUGUUUUCUGGAACAAAAACAACAGAGUCCUACAUUGGAGUUCCUGCUCCGGAAUAGUCACAAAACUGUGGAUCAACUGAUUGAGCUCUGUAGGCUCUAUCAUAGAGUUGAUGUGGAAAAAGUCUUGCGGAGGUGGGUGGAAGAGGAAUGGCCAAAGAGGGGGCAUGGAGACUACCAUAAUCACUUUUAA
Molecule: messenger RNA, 858 nt
Organism: Gracilinanus agilis (Agile Gracile Mouse Opossum)
Lineage: Eukaryota; Metazoa; Chordata; Mammalia; Didelphimorphia; Didelphidae
Gene: EDARADD
Product: EDAR associated death domain
Exons: 6
Biological process (GO): signal transduction
Molecular function (GO): protein binding
Source: RefSeq, a predicted model, not a curated record